Molecule: messenger RNA, 1959 nt
Organism: Lasiosphaeria miniovina
Lineage: Eukaryota; Fungi; Ascomycota; Sordariomycetes; Sordariales; Lasiosphaeriaceae
Product: heterokaryon incompatibility protein-domain-containing protein
Exons: 1
Coding region: 1-1959 (652 amino acids)
Source: RefSeq, a predicted model, not a curated record
AUGAGCAACUUCCAGUACCAAGCUCUAGACAAGGGUGUCUUCGCCAUUCGGCUAGCUUCCAUACUCCCUGGUGAUGAAGAGGAUCCCAUGGUCCUAGAAAUUAACCACGCAACCAUAUCGGAGGAGUCUCCAAUCACCUAUCUCGCCCUUUCGUAUGUAUGGGGCACCGCAACCGAGAGGGUCCCUGUAUCCGUCGUCCGGUAUAACGGAAACACCGUUCAAACCACUCUCCACAUCACGCCAAAUCUGUUCCAGGCCCUCCGGCACCUGCGAGGCAUUAUACAGCUGUCCAUUCCCAUCUGGAUCGAUGCCAUCUGCAUCAAUCAGGGAGACAAUGGUGAAAAGGCAUUGCAGAUUCCCAGAAUGGGCGACAUAUACCGCCUAGCAAACCGAGUCAUUGUCUGGUUGGGGGGGGAUGGGACCGACAGGGGCGAAUAUGCGCUCCAGCUGCUCAGGAACCACAUCGAGGCUGUCAAUUCCAUCGUGCGGUUUGUCGACCUCGAGGAGGAUCCGGAGGACCCCGACAACAUCGACCCUGCGUAUUUCUGCGCGAUCCACUACGAGGCUCUGCACGCGCUGUUGCAACGCCCGUGGUUUGACAGGCUCUGGAUCCGGCAAGAGGUGGCGCUCGCAAACGAGCAGGCGGUGGUGAUGUGCGGCCACCGGUAUAUGCUGUGGGCCGACUUUGUCAGCGCGUGUACUUCCUUGCGCGGGAAGAAUACUGACGUGAGCAAGUCGGCAGAGGUACAGGAUCGAUGCGUCUUGGUCAUCGAGCUCGGUACCCAGACCAGACAGGGCGGCAAUCUGGAGUACCUGCUGGUAGUCGCCCGAAAGGCUCGGUGUUUUGACCCGCGGGACAAGGUGUAUGGGCUGCUGGGCCUCACCACGGAAUACUACCGGCAGAGAAUCACGAUGAACUAUGACGCACCCGUCCUGGACGUCUAUCGCCAGGUUGUCGAGGCGGAAGUGGGACGCGGCAGACUCUCGAUCCUUUCUCACUGCGAUCUUUCGACGUGGCCCUCUACUCUUCCGGGCUGGCCGACAUGGGUGCCGGACUGGUCGAACGGGGCAUCCACCAGCCAUUUGACCACGGUCAUCAGCAAUGGAGGACUUCCAGCACACGUUCAAUACCCGAAUCCGCAUACCUUGCGGGCCACGGGCCUCUAUGUUGAUGAAAUCCAGACCGUGUAUGAGAUGUGCAUCAACCCGGUCGACGCACCGUUCAACUCGGAGAUGUACCGUCUAGCAAGGGCCGUCAUUCCCGUGUCCGAUGACCCCGACGUCCAAGACAAGAUGGUGGAUAUAUUCUGCCAGACGAUUUGUGUUGACACGUACACAGUCUCCGGAAAGGGCUGGAGAUCGUUUCACGACGAGGCAACCAGGCACGUCAAGCUCCUCCUCGCAACGGCCGGCAAGCCGGAGAGCGCACUAAACCAUGACAACUUCAUCCGCCGUGCCCGUUACAGCUGCAACCGCAGGUCGCUCAUUGUCACGAAGCAUGGAAAACUAGGCCUUGCACCCGCGGCAGCCCGGUCCGGGGAUGCGGUUUGUGUCCUGAUCGGCUGCCCCGUACCGCUUGUCCUGCGCCCCAUCGCGACCGGCGAGCGAAAAGAAGUCGGAGGGGUAGGAGAGAAAAAGUACCAGGUUGUCGGGCAGUGCCAUCUACACGGUUGCGCGGACGACGAGGCCGUAUUGGGCGAGCUGCCAGAAUCCGUCGGGACGCGGCCGACGAGUGCGUUCGGCAGCACGGUUCUCCACGAGUACUUUGAUCGGGCUUCUGGGGAGGCCUUGCCGGAGGAUCCGAGGCUUCCCGGGUUUCGAGCGAGGACGCGGCACCUCCUGCGGGACUCGGACAUUGGUGGCAACUACAAGGCUUGGCGGUUCGAGUGGUUGGGAGAUGUUACGCUACAGAUGCUUCGGGACGCGGGAAUAGGUGUAGAUAGCUUCGAUUUGGUUUAG